Messenger RNA from Gossypium raimondii (Peruvian cotton), 1076 nucleotides. RefSeq lists its product as uncharacterized. Bases 87 to 959 code for a protein of 290 amino acids. Lineage: Eukaryota; Viridiplantae; Streptophyta; Magnoliopsida; Malvales; Malvaceae. The record is from RefSeq and is a predicted model, not a curated record. The transcript has a single exon.
UCAACCACCUUGUCUCUUUAUUGAGCUAAAAAAUCAAUGGAGAAACCCUUCAUUUACUUUCAGUCUUUCUCUUCCAUGGUCGAAACAUGGGAAAGCUAAGCCAUGAUUUACACAUCCAGCACUUUAGUCAUCCCCAUCUGCUAGAGCUAACAAAUAUUCAAGCCCUUAACCUCAACCCAUGUUCAGCCUGCAAGCUCCAAUCCUCUGGAUGGAUGUACACUUGCAGACCCUGCAACUUCGCCCUCCACACUUCAUGCAGUCAACUGCCUCAUUUGAUCACUCAUCCAGCCCAUCCCGGCCACUCCCUCAGCCUCCUUCCGGCACCAGCUUACCCUGUUGGGUAUUUCAACUGUGAUGCUUGUGGUCAACGGGGCCAUGGAUUCAACUACCAUUGUAACCAGUGUGACUUUGAUAUCCACUCCGUAUGUGCUUCUAAGCCAUUGUCUAUCCACUGCCAUUCCCAUCCUUGCCAGCUUCAACUCUUCUUUUACCCUCCUUAUCAAACCAAAGGUUUCUCUUGUGAUGUCUGCCACCAGAUCGGGUCGAAUCAUUGGCUUUAUCGGUGUAGUAUUUGUGAAUUUGAUGUUCAUAUGAGUUGUGUUAACACUGCUGCAAGUAUAUAUAAAGGCACAACCAGACAAGGAAAUGUUCAGUUUCAAGCAUGGGAUUCGUUUCCAGGGUCAGCUCAAAGCAAUUUGCAGUACAGAAAUGGAGGUGCACCAAUGAACUGUCAAUACCAAAACAAUGGAGCGGCGGCGGGGAAUGGUUUGAUGGGAGUUGCGGUUCAAGGGUUUGUAGAAGGAGCAGCUCAACAAGUCGGUCAGAAUUUGGUGCAGAGUUUGAUGGGUGGUGGUGGUGAUUCCAACAAUGGUGGUGAUAAUAACUCUUCUUCUUCUUCUUCUGCAUCAAUGGUUGAUGUUGGGUCUUCUCUUUUGAGUGGCGUGUUUGGGAAUUCUUGAUCAUGGUCUGAAACUUGGAUGAUGAUCGAGAAUUCACAAGACAGGAAGAAAAUAAUAACAUUCAGAAGUUUCUUUUCUGUUAUUUUCUUUUUAAUGCAUAACAUUCCUUUAAGGCCA